AAGUUGGUACGGACACCGAACUGACAAACUGUAUAUUGUAAAAUUAAAAUGAUAUGAUAUCGAUCCAAUUUUACAAUCAUGCAUUUUCAAAAACUGUGACAUAGUUGUUCCGAAUUAGACGUGAAUUUCUCUCUAAAAUUUAAAGUGUUGGUUCAAUUCAAAAAAAAAUUAAGGCAAGCAUCAAUUUUGAACGAGAAAGAACUACUAAUUCAGGAACAACCGUACCAACUUAAUCAUGGCCGCUUCCAAGAAUGAACCUCAGCAGUUUUCGCUUGUACCUAAAAUUAUCAAUGGUGGAAUAGCUGGUAUAAUUGGUGUAUCCUGUGUAUUUCCAUUAGAUUUAGUAAAAACUAGAUUACAAAAUCAAAAAAUCGGUCCAAAUGGCGAAAAAAUGUAUAAUUCAAUGUUUGAUUGUUUCAAGAAAACAUAUAAGGCUGAAGGAUAUUUUGGAAUGUACAGAGGAUCCGGUGUAAAUAUUCUUCUUAUAACACCAGAGAAAGCAAUCAAAUUAACAGCUAAUGAUUAUUUUCGACAUCAUCUGAGAACUGCCAAAGGAGAGUUACCUAUGUUCCGUCAAAUGCUUGCCGGUGGACUUGCUGGUUUAUUCCAAAUUGUUGUAACAACACCAAUGGAACUAUUAAAAAUUCAAAUGCAAGAUGCAGGACGUGUUGCAGCUGAAGCAAAACAAUUAGGAAAAACUGUUGUCAAAACCUCAGCAUCAAAAUUAGCGCUAGGUUUAAUCAAAGAAAAAGGAAUCUUAGGACUCUAUAAGGGUAUUGGUGCUACUAUGUUACGUGAUGUAACAUUUUCUAUUGUCUAUUUCCCAUUAUUCGCAACAUUAAACGAUUUAGGACCACGCAGAUCAGAUGGAUCAAAUGAGGCGGUGUUUUGGUGUUCAUUCUUGUCAGGUUGUGCAGCUGGUUCCUUUGCUGCUUUAUUUGUUAAUCCAGUGGACGUUAUAAAAACACGUUUACAGGCUAUCACUCCUGGAGAAGCACGAUACAAAGGAUUCACAGAUUGUGUCUUAAAAACACUCAAAGAAGAGGGUCCAAAAGCAUUCUUUAAAGGUGGUGCUUGCCGUAUGAUUGUAAUAGCACCAUUAUUCGGUAUUGCUCAAACAGUAUAUUACUUAGGCGUUGCUGAAAAAUUAUUAGGAGUCGAUGGGAAACAACAUUAAGAUGACUUCUAGGCCACAUAGAUCGAAUACACAUACAUACACUAGUUUGGAAACAUGAAUUUCAUUUAAAACUUAAAUUUAGAUG
Molecule: messenger RNA, 1262 nt
Organism: Chrysoperla carnea
Lineage: Eukaryota; Metazoa; Arthropoda; Insecta; Neuroptera; Chrysopidae
Product: mitochondrial glutamate carrier 1-like
Exons: 9
Coding region: 236-1177 (313 amino acids)
Biological process (GO): aspartate transmembrane transport; L-glutamate transmembrane transport; malate-aspartate shuttle
Molecular function (GO): L-glutamate transmembrane transporter activity; L-aspartate transmembrane transporter activity
Source: RefSeq, a predicted model, not a curated record